GAAAAUAAUUUUAUUUUUUACGCUAAGUUUGUACGUAAAGACAGCUUAGACGGAGCUGCUGAAAAAAAUCCGAAUAUUCUGGUGAACAAAAUAAAAAAAUAUAAAAAUAUAAAAAUAUCGCGUUCACGUUUCACUUUACUUAUGUUAUACUUGAAGCAUCAAUCUUCUCCACCAAUCGUCUCCUUUCUCUUUAAUCAAACGCCUGUCUUUCUUAUGUUAUACUUGAUAUUUGCUUAUGAAAUUUGUAUCUGAUAAUAAAUUAUCCUUUCUCUUCUCUCAAAGCUUCAACUGCUGUAUAAUUUUUUGAAUUUUCUCCUCUCCCUAGGUCAGUACUUCCUCCUGCAGCGGCUUUCCAUGGCAGCCGUUUUUUUAUGUGGCCCAACUGCCCCAUCGUUCUUCAUCCUCUUUUCUUUUGUUUAUCUCUUGGCUUACUUUUUAAUCUUCCGCAGUUGGGGUCCGAAACAACGAGCAGCAGCUUCAAGUUGCUUCCUCUCUCUAGCUCAUGGCACACCUGCUGUUGUCAUCGCCACCUCUGCCAUACUAAGCACUCAAACAAACUUCCGAAAUUUAGCUUCUCCAAACACCACUUCUCAGAACACUGUUCUUGAAUUCAGCAUCGGUUACUUCUUAAUGGACCUUCUUCACUACUUAAUCUUCGAGCCUCGUGAUAUUCUCUUCAUUCUCCACCAUUUAGUUACCCUAUACGUAAUUGUCACUUGUCGUUACAUGGUUCGUCACGGGGCAUUUGCAAUUCUCAUACUUCUUAUUCUAGCUGAAAUUACGAGUCCCUUUCAGAAUGUAUGGAGUCUUGCAAGGUUCCGGAAAGCUGAAGUAGCUGCUUUCGCAAAAUUGUAUGAAAUUUUAUCUCUGCCAUUUUAUGUAUUCUAUUCUGUGGUUAGAGGGGUUCUUGGACCUCUGUUUGUGUACAAGAUGGGGGUGUUUUACAUUAGUGGGGCAGCUGAUGGUCUGAUUCCAAAGUGGGCGUGGGUUUCUUGGAUGAUUGUAACCAUCAGUGCCAUUGCGCUUAGCAUUUUGUGGAUUCUUAAUCAUUGGAUGGAUUGGUACCGGGAAAAGAGUAACAGAGCUGCAAAGAAAGUGAAGUAGAAUUUAAGACACCUUCCUGAAACCCUGUAGCCAAGGAGCUUGCUAUCAGCUCAAACAUGUAGUUGAGUAUUAACUGUACAAAUAAUUCAAUAUGUUAAUAUGUAACUGAAUGAUUUAUCAUAUAAUAAUUCAUCAAUUUGUCUGUACCAUUCCUCUGUAUUAUAUUUAAUACACAGAAAUAUAUUCAGGUGUCCUUUAUGUAGACAUGUACCUGACAGGUUUUUAA
Mangifera indica (mango) is the source of this 1330-nucleotide messenger RNA. RefSeq names its product TLC domain-containing protein At5g14285-like. The record is from RefSeq and is a predicted model, not a curated record. NCBI's taxonomy places the organism in Eukaryota, Viridiplantae, Streptophyta, Magnoliopsida, Sapindales, Anacardiaceae. Gene Ontology annotation, cellular component: membrane. The coding region runs from base 355 to 1104 and encodes 249 amino acids. The transcript has a single exon.